Molecule: messenger RNA, 369 nt
Organism: Helianthus annuus (common sunflower)
Lineage: Eukaryota; Viridiplantae; Streptophyta; Magnoliopsida; Asterales; Asteraceae
Product: protein EARLY FLOWERING 4
Exons: 1
Coding region: 1-369 (122 amino acids)
Biological process (GO): entrainment of circadian clock; positive regulation of circadian rhythm
Source: RefSeq, a predicted model, not a curated record
AUGAGUAGGAAAUAUGCAAGUUAUCUCAAGAAACUGAAAAUUGCCGGCGGGUCGAAACAAAGUCGAACCACGUGGUUAAUGGGAACGGAUAGCGACGACAGUGAUGGUGAGUACGAUGUUGAAGCAUGGGAGAUGUUGAGUAAGGGUUUGAAGGAAGUGCAAAGAGUGUUAGAAGAGAACAGAUUAUUGAUUCAACAAGUGAACGAGAAUCAUGAGUCGAAGAUUCACGAUAAUUUGGUGAAAAAUGUCGCGUUGAUUCAGGAAAUCAAUGGUAACAUAUCGAAGAUUAGAACCGUUUAUUCGAGUAUAUCUGUUAAUUUGUGCCACUUUGUUAGUCGACGAAGUGUGAAAAAUGAAAAUGUGACCUGA